ACGUCACUGACAGUCCUGAAGCGCAUGAGCGCAGAGCGUAGCGGAAGAAGAAGCUAGCGAGAGCUAUUAACGAAUUCGCUGCCGUAUGAUUUUAAUUGCUUGCUAUAUUUACGGACAAAGGGGAGUUCAACCCUUGUACUUCAUAUACUGCUGCACGAACAACUAAUUACCAGCAUUGCUUCUCCUGUCUCAGAACAUAAUGGUCUUGACAUCUCCAAUCUGGUGAAAGUAAUGCGCAGUGAACUGUUGUCUAACUUCCUGACUGACUGGACAAAUCAAAAUUAUUUUGUGAAAUUUAAGAAGCCACCAACUGGUUCUGCUGCAAAAUAACCUAGUUUUUCAAUAGAAAAAAAUGAAAAUACACGCUAAUGCGGGUUAUUUAAAUCUUUCACUGUUGAUAUUUUUAUUUACCAAAUGAAUAUGUUCUAUAGCUAAAAAAAAACAUGAUUUUAUUAUUUUUGUGAAGAAACUUACAGAUUACUUUCACACAAACGGGUUAAACAUGGAUCAAUUAAAGAUUCAUAUGGAAUUCAAAGAAAAAAUAAACACUGAACAUUUCAAAUAUGUUCAGUGCAGUAAUAACAGAAUGUCAAGCAGAAUUAUUGACACUUUUUGGUACCAGUGAUCUGAAAGAAAAAAGAAAAGCAUGAGUUUUACCAGAUGGAAUUUUAUAACGACAAUAUUUGGAAUUUUUACCUUCUUGUUUGACAUCGGAGCAGAUUUCUGGAUAGCCAUGAAAUAUUUCCAGCAAGAACUUUACCUUUUUGGUUUGCUCACCAUAUUUUUCAUGUUAUUUUCGACAAUUAUAGUUCAAGUUUUUAGUUAUAUGUGGUUUAAAGAUGAUUGUGCCGAGGAGAGAAGUUUGAAAUGGGUUCUAAUUGUUCAUCUUUUUCUUGCUGGAACCAUAUUAAGGUAUUGGUAUGCUGUUUACUAUGGAUAUCAAGCGACAUUAUCUACUGCCAAAAGAAAAAGUGAUGACGGUGUUAACAAAAAAGCAGUAUAUGUUAUGACAGACUUGAGUAUGCUGAGAUGCUUUAAGACCUACCUCGAGAGCACACCGCAGCUUAUUCUUCAGCUUUACAUUCUAAUGGAGCAUGGACAGAUAAGUCUAAUUCAAUAUGCAUCCAUUAUGUUAUCAUUUGGCAGUGUAUCAUGGUCUACCGUUGACUAUCAAAUGUCCUUAAGAAAAUCUCUGCCUGGAAAAAAAGGAAUUAGUGUUGGAUUACCUAUGUUCACUUAUCUAUUUUACAAACUUUUCACGUUGACCUCAUGGAUAUUAAGCCUAGUCUUUCUUCUGGUCUAUAAUGUAUACAUAUUGACUGUGGCUCUUAUAAUUCUGUGCUCAGCAGGCAUUGGUUGGACAUGGAAGCAGCACACAGACUUUUGUACAACAAACCGCUUGGAGAUAUUGUACAGAAUUGUUGUUGGACUCAUUCUUUCAUUUACUUUUUUCAAUGUAAAAGGACAAAGUACACAAAUCCACAUUUCUAUUUAUUAUAGUCUCAGGGCUUUUUUAACAGCUUGUAUUCUUUUUUUGUGCUUUUAUUUUAAACCUCCAUUCACUCAAACUAUUUUGUUUACUAUAUUUAGUAUUGUUGUAGUUCUUUCUUUGGGAUUAGGAAUCAUUUCAUUGAUCCUUUAUUAUGGGUUUUUCCACCCAACACUUAACAGCAAAGAACAGAAUCUACAAGAUGUGGCUGAUGGAUUAAAGUGUGAAGAAAGGCAAAGGAUAAACUAUUUUAUUAUGCCUUAACAAAGAAAAUCUGUAAAUAUUCAUAGUUAAAAUGCAUUAAAUCAUUUGAAUAUUUAAAUCAA
Molecule: messenger RNA, 1815 nt
Organism: Bombina bombina (fire-bellied toad)
Lineage: Eukaryota; Metazoa; Chordata; Amphibia; Anura; Bombinatoridae
Gene: XKR9
Product: XK related 9
Exons: 4
Coding region: 647-1753 (368 amino acids)
Biological process (GO): phosphatidylserine exposure on apoptotic cell surface; apoptotic process involved in development; engulfment of apoptotic cell
Cellular component (GO): plasma membrane
Source: RefSeq, a predicted model, not a curated record